Messenger RNA from Daphnia pulicaria, 1608 nucleotides. RefSeq lists its product as uncharacterized. The record is from RefSeq and is a predicted model, not a curated record. The transcript has 4 exons. Lineage: Eukaryota; Metazoa; Arthropoda; Branchiopoda; Diplostraca; Daphniidae. Bases 981 to 1433 code for a protein of 150 amino acids.
AGGAAUACUUCAAAUAGGUUUUGAGUACUUGAUUAUAGUUAGUAUACUUUAUGCCCUUUAUUGAAGUCUUCAAUCGCUGCUGAUAAAAGGAUCAGCAGAUCAGCACCGAAAAAAUGAAGGCAGAUGGGAGAAAUGUUGCUCUUCAUUGCACGCGUUAAUUCACGCAAAAAACGUUUGUGUGAACAACGUGAGCACAGCAAUUACUCCGCUAUCGCAUUAAUUUUCUUCUACUUUUAUUUUUCCCUAUGCUGGGGUGUGGCUGAUGGCCUUACCUUUUUCGGUUUGUGUAUAUUUUACCCCUUUUUUUAAUCGAGCAUUCGCUGCUGUCGUUUUCCCCUUAAUUAAUAUCAAGUUGACUUCAACAAACACAAAAGUUAAAAAAAAAAACAAAAAAAAAAACAAAACAGAGCCAGUCUGUAACAGGUUGCUGGUCGCUACUUUUAUUUCAUUUCCAAGAUAUCCCUAGCUGUCUCUGCGCUCUUAGUUGGAGUCAAAAAGUAGUAAGUGUUAACUUUUCAUUCACCGCCGGGAGUCAAUUUAUAUUAUACGUUUCUACGUCAAACGAAAAAAGCAGUCGAGUUAAAAUACAGGCUACGGUUGAGCGCGGUUGAGAAAUUUCCAGGAAUUUUCGGUUUUGGCAACCAAUGGGAAAAAUGCGGAUCUUUCGAAAGAUAUGGAUCAGUUGGAUCACCCCCAGGUUGAUUAUUUUGGUUCAUUUUUUUUUUCUAAAAAUUGCAACUCUUUUUUUUUUUCGAAUGAAACUCCAAAAUUUUCUUGCCCAAUUAAGUAUAAUCAGGUGUCUCCCAACUUCAGCGAGAUGCAGUGGUCCGUUUAGCGAGCUCCAGUCAAGACCGAUUUUACAUAUACAUGUGUGCUGGGGUUCAGCAACCACCGCUAACGUGAAUAAAGUUGUGUCAUCCAUUAGUACAUAGCAGCUCUAUAGUUAUUACGCGUAUUUCUCCUUCAGCGCACUCCAAGUGAUGGAAAAUGAGAAAACUUUCAGGCGGAAGAUGACGUUGUUAUCCGGCGGAUGGCCCCUGGAUCCACACGUCGAGAGCGGAUUCAACUACAAAUAUUUCCCGAUCGACAGCGUCUUGAGGUUUAACCUGGUGGAGGAUCUCGUUCUCUGGCGUCAAGGAUAUAGUUCUCAUUUGGAAGAAAGCAUACUUUGUACUCUGAAGCCGGAGAAUAUGAUUAAUAUCGACACCAUGAUUGUCGGCAUUAUGGGUUGCUUGUUUUCCAGGAACAAAGUGAUCCUCCAACACUUUCAAAAUUUUGAAGCCACAUUCGAAAAGUCCUCCAUCAUUUCGACGAUCCUGGGAACUGCAGCGAGAAAACACGGACCCUAUCUGGACGUCGUUUUGUGCACGUCAAUCAUGAAAAAUUGGUUUUAUCCCCAAACCAUAAUACCAAUAACAUAUGGUUACAUUUAAAUGUCGUGCUUAUUGGCGUUUUUAGGAAACACAAUAAUUCCUUUUGCUAUUUACACAUAAAUACCUAUGUUGCCAAGAAAAAAUUAGUUAGUUCGCAAAUCAAACGUCGACUUAAUGUUCUUGAUUUUAUUCUACUUGAAAUCUGCGGUGAAGACAUGACGCUGUGUUUAAACGA